Messenger RNA from Varanus komodoensis (Komodo dragon), 1099 nucleotides. RefSeq names its product polyubiquitin-like. NCBI's taxonomy places the organism in Eukaryota, Metazoa, Chordata, Lepidosauria, Squamata, Varanidae. Gene Ontology annotation, biological process: protein ubiquitination; modification-dependent protein catabolic process. The transcript is spliced from 2 exons. The record is from RefSeq and is a predicted model, not a curated record. Gene Ontology annotation, cellular component: cytoplasm; nucleus. Gene Ontology annotation, molecular function: ubiquitin protein ligase binding; protein tag activity. Bases 1 to 636 code for a protein of 211 amino acids.
AUGGGAACUGCCCGGCGGCGCGCCGACCGCUUCUGUUUCCCGCGAGGCGCCUCCUCCGGGAGACCCGUGCGCAGCAGCGCGGCUAUAAGGGCGAGCGCGCAGGGCGCCGAGCGCAGACGGCGCGACUCUGCGGGAUCGGUACGGGCGAGGCUGGACGCUGCCAUGGCUCUGCAUUUGAACGUGAAGUUCCUGACCGGGAAGCUGCACUCCCUGGACAUCCUGGCCAGCAGGACCGUCUGGGACUUCAAAGUCCAGGUCGGGCAUCAGGCUGGGGUGUCCCCCUACCAGCUAAAGCUGGCUUGCCAGAGCAGGGCCCACGUGGACCUGCGAGAUGGCACGCAGCUCUCCGAGUACGGGCUGCAGUCGGGGGACACCAUCUUGCUGAUAGUCAAGCAGGAGGAAUCCAUCACCAUCUUUGUGCGGAACCCCAAAGGUGGAAGCAGAUCCUACCAAGUUCUGCCUUCAGACCUGGUGGACCACUUCAAAGCCCGGGUUCAGGAACAGGAGCAGAUCCGGACGGAGCAGUUCUACCUGAACUAUGAAGGGAGGACUUUGGAGAACGGCCACAGGCUGUCAGACUACACCAUCGCACCCCACGGCACCAUCUACUUGAACCUGUACCUCCGUGGGGGCUGAGAUCUGGUGGACGGAUCAGCAAGGGGCCCCCUGACCUUAGACCAGUGCUUCUGCAUGUGUCCCUUCUCCUAUACCCAACUGGGGCUGCCCCCAUUCCCUCCCAGUCCAGCACAAGUCUUACAGCGGUGUAUCCAUCUAGGAGCAGCCAUUCCAUCGCCCCCUCUUUGACCUGUUCCCGUAGCUGGCCGAGAGAAGAAUCCUGCAACGCCAACUAGCAUCUGGAGCUUUGCUAGGCCUCCGCCCGCUUCUCAUCCUUCUGUCGUUGCAUGUUGCCUCCUUGAAGUGUUAGCACGGAGGCAGGAACAGUCUUGUGGCACAAGGAACCUUUUGGUGGAAGAGUGUAGUUCUGCUAGUGGUUUUGCCUGUCUUUGGCUCAACUUUUACAUAUUCUUAGCAUGCUUUUCGACAAUUGUUAAAUGAUACAACACAUUAUUCUUUGCUUAAUAAAGAAAAUACAAACUGG